AUGGUCAACGCAAAGAACACGCUCCUCCUGGUCCUGGCCGGCUCGGUCUACGCCAGCCCGGCCAGCUGGAGCGCCAAAGAAGCCAGCAAGGGCGCCCUCGCCACCCGCAACUUCAUCUGGUCUCGCACGAUGAACACCGUCGACCCGGGCCAGGCUGUUGCCCCAGAGGCGGCUGAUCCUGCCGUUCCGCCAGCGGCGGCCGAGAGCGCCGCACCCCUCCCUCCCCAAGAGGGCAAGGGCAAGGACGGCGGCAAGAAGAAGGGCAAGGAUGCCGCCGCUGCCGCUCCCCCCGCAGAUGCCAAGGGCAAGGGCAAGGACGCCGCCGGCAAGGGCAAAGACGCAGCGGCCAAGGGCAAGGAGGCCAAGGGCAAGGAGGCCAAGGGCAAGAAUAAUGCCGCCGCGCCGCCUCCCCCUCCUGCGGCCGACGGCGCCGCCCUUCCUCCGGCUCACGCUGCCGACGGCGCCGCCCUUCCUCCGGCUCCCGCUGCCGACGGCGCCGCCCUUCCUCCGGCUCACGCUGCCGACGGUGCCGCCCUUCCUCCGGCUCCCGCUGCCGACGCUGCGGCCAACCCCACCCAUCCUCCUCCGGCCAACGGCACCGCGCCGGACGCCAAGGGCAAGGGCAAGGGCGCCGCUGCGCCACCUCCACCCCCUCCGGCUAACGGAACCGCCACCCCGCCCCCGCCUCCCGAGGGCAAGGGCAAGGGCAAAGAUAAGGAAGGCAAGGGCAAGGGCAAGGGCAAGGGCAAGGACGCUGCUGCGCCGCCUCCCCAUCCUCCGGCCGACGGCGCCGCUCCCCCGCCGCCGCCUCCCGUCAACAACGGCGGUCUGAACAACACCCUGCCAGCCGGUAACGCCACCGCCGGCAACGAGGGCGCUGUGGUCGAGGGCGGCAACGAGAACAACAACAACAACAACAACAACAACAACAACAACAACGGCGCCGUGGUUGAGGGCGGCAACCAGAACAACAACAACAGCAACAACAACAUCGACGCUGGGCACGUCGUCAUUGAGCGCUCGCGCCUCCGACGUUGGUUUGGCCAGCCCUCGCGCGUGACGCACCCGCGCUCCCUGCGCGCCGCCAGGGGUGCCGCUUCGGCCGCGCUCUACUAGAGGAUGGGCUCGAGCGGCGCGUCCUUGGUAGAGCCGAGGUUGAGCUGCACAUUUGGCCGGAACGAGUGUUUAUAGAUUGUUUUGUUUGUCUGUUUCUCUGCUGUUCUUGUCAUUUUAGGGGAGUGUGCGAGUACCACUACAGCAGAGCUUGUUUCGACUACGGGUGAAAGAGGGUGCGAUUUGCCGAGGCUCCAAGGUUCCAAGGCAAGAGGGGAAACGGAAAGUCGCGCGCGGUAAGCGCCAGGGUAGCGCAUUGUGUUAUAGAUUGGGAUACCGAAGGGUCUGCGUUGUUUGUGUCAGUACACAGGAGGGGCUUUCCCACGACGACAGGGAUGUCCGUCGUCUGUUUUCUUUCUCGGUCCGAUAGGCUGUUACCACAGUUCAGUCAGGACCGACGCAGCGAUCGACGGACGGGCUCGUUGGUCGGGACGCCUCCCGGGUUUCGCUUCGUUGCUCGCUUUAUUUCAUUAAAUCGAGCUCCAUUUUUUACUCUGGCACAUGUUAUUGUCAAUCAUUGGAAGCCAGUCGAAGUUUGUUGCUCGAUGCAAUUUCUCGCCUAUCCUACAAAUGUGCCUUUUCCCAGAAAUGCCUUUCCCAGACAGGCAGGUGCGCC
Messenger RNA from Gaeumannomyces tritici R3-111a-1, 1729 nucleotides. RefSeq lists its product as hypothetical. The coding region runs from base 1 to 1116 and encodes 371 amino acids. The record is from RefSeq and is a predicted model, not a curated record. NCBI's taxonomy places the organism in Eukaryota, Fungi, Ascomycota, Sordariomycetes, Magnaporthales, Magnaporthaceae. The transcript has a single exon.